This is a messenger RNA of Lytechinus pictus (painted urchin), 3724 nucleotides long. RefSeq lists its product as uncharacterized. NCBI's taxonomy places the organism in Eukaryota, Metazoa, Echinodermata, Echinoidea, Temnopleuroida, Toxopneustidae. The record is from RefSeq and is a predicted model, not a curated record. The transcript has 2 exons. The coding region runs from base 571 to 2217 and encodes 548 amino acids.
ACAUUUUGAUUUCCUUUCAUCCUGUUCGCUCAGAACACGAUUCGCUUUAUUCAUCAACAUCGCGGUGCUGUAAAACUUGCUUUGGUAACGGGACGAUUUAUAUACUCGCGUGUAUAUGCUUCCCUCAAUUCGAAUCAUAUACAGCGAUAUGAUCUUCUCGAAUCUUUAUUUUGAUCUGUUUAGGGUUAUAUUUUCUUAAUUUGUUGAUCUCAUUGACAUGACCUCGUGAUCUCAGUUAAAGGUAGCUGAUGACAAGUCUAAGUUUCAGGUGUAAUUCGAAGACUGUGUAUUCUGCAGGAGUUAACGUUUGGAGAGGUCAGUGCAGGAAUGCGAGCUGUAUCUCUGCAGCUACAUCAUUGUUUCGACUGUUACAAGUGAGAGAGACAUGAUCAUUGUCUUACUUCCGACAAUAAUGUGAUGGAGAUGACGGUCUCUUUUGAAAACAUAGCAAGGAUAUCCUCCAUGUUCAAUACUUGAAUAGAUGGAUGUAAAUGAAUUGACCCUAGGGAGGAAGAUCUCAUCAACUCAGAAUGAAAACCGUCUUCAGACUUGACUGAAAGCAAACUUUGGAUGAAGCAAGAUUAUAGAUUAGACUCAAUGAUGGAGGUGAUGCCAGCGACCUUGCUCGCUACCACCCCGUUCUCACACCCCCCUGCUCGAAUCGCCCUCUCAGCAGUCGAAAGAACGGUCACCAGUAUCAGAUAUAAGAAGGAGUGGCGAGCGUCGACGUCGAUUAAACGUCGCAGUGCCGUCAAUCAAAAACAUUCGAACGCAUCGGAGAGACAGUCGCGGCAGCAGAGUCGGAAUGUCAGCCAAACGCGGUCCGAUCAGUAUCAACAUUGCAGGCGUUUAUCGUCGCUUGAGCGGAGGGUCGAUUUUCGGCCUCUAGGGAGGGUGAGUGACAAGCAACUGGAGAUGCUGACGAAAACGGCGAAUGAAGUGAUGGAAGAGAUGUGGAAGGAUGCUGGAAUAGUUAACCCACCCAAGCAUUCGACCGCACCAGCGGGGAAUCAGGAGGAUCUACAGCUGCCGAAAAUUACCGAACCGAAGCAGAGUGAUACGUCAUCGACGAAAUCGUCUCGGUCAUCUCCGUCGGGCAGUCGGAAAGAUUCGGGGAACGAAGAGGAGUCGGCCAAACAGCAAGAUGCAAUGGAUGGGAUUCAAGGAGUUAGAGGGAAAAGCUACAGCAGGGUAGAUAUGGUGAAAAACUUGCAGAAACAUAGGAAGUCAUUGUCGGCACCAGUUGCUGAUCGGGCGAAAUCGAACAAACCAGCGACGAAAAGUGAGCGGAGACAGCGAUGUUCGACAUCGAAAGUAGACUCAGUCAGUUGGGGUGAUAGCGAGGGAAUGAUAAGAGGUAAGGCCAGUGUCAAGGUAGCGACAUCGUCGGUGUCGUCAAACGACAGUGAUGACAAUGCAAAAAGAAAGAAAGUAAGAAAUCAGGAUAAGCUGCCACCAGCAAAUGAAAGAAAACCAACGAAGGAAAUUGAAGAAACGGAGCGACCAACUAGGUCAGCGUUUUUUCGAUUACCACGUGUCGAAAAUAAACCGAUCGACGUCGAUGUUGAUUUAAGUACUGCAACCUUGGAAGAUGUCAUCCUCGCACGACUCGAAGAUGAUGACAAUUAUAGCGGUGACAAAGACAGUGACAGCUGCAACUCAAAAGAACAUCGAGUUCGUUGGGAGGGAAACGAAUGUGGUUAUAACUCGGACACGAUCGCUUGCACGACGCGGCCGACGAGUUCCGAAACUGACGAGAGAAAGAUGCCGAUGCGAAGUGAAAUCGCCACGCCCGAACUCUCCGAAGGAGCUUUAAGCAACGAUGAGGGAGACAGAUGCGUCAGCGCUGCCAAAAACAGACGCAAGACAAUGAAACACAGCAGCGCCAUGCUGAAAGACAUGAACGGAAAUCUUUCCAAUAAAGACCAUACACAUGGUGACGACAUCGCCGAGUCCGUCAUGAAAAAGUUGCAACCCGCUCACCCCCACGUCAUCUGGCCGGAAAACCGGUUCAUGACGUCUAAUACUGUCUUCGUGUACGGUAGUCCAUCUCAACUCGCCCCCGUGAUCGUACCGUCGCAUAGUCUCGAUUGCCCGCUCUGUAAUUUCUUCAAAAGUACACCGGGAGGCGGUAUCUGCCCUCCUAACAGCCCCACAUCGUUUAUGAAAAAGGAUUACGGAUUUUAUCCGGUUGAACGGUUUUAUUCAGACUUCUAACACUCUAACACAUAGUAGUAAUCCUUGACUCUAUCAGAAGUUAUUAUAUUUUUCCAUUAUUUAAAUUUGUUUAUGUUAUUCAAAUUUGUGUAAAUGAUUUAUAAUUUGAUAUUUUAUUGAUCAAUUAUUUAGCAGAAAUAAUAUCUGCAUAAUAGCUUCCGAUUUAUAUCGAUCCCAUUGACAUGUACGACUAUAAUCUUGAAUUAAAAUCGACUCUGCACAUCAACUUGAUGCAUAAUUUUUAAAGCCAUGUACUAAAUUCAUGACUAGCAAGUAUAUCAAAAGAGGAAUGCAAUCAAUGUACAAGCAGGGAAAAACAGUUCAUAUAAAUAUAGCCUGUGUUUGUUCUGAGUGACUUUUUGAGAAUAGGAAUACGUGACUCAAGACUUAAGGAUUUUGGGGCUGAUUAUGAAUAUAAUUUUAAAGUGUAUUUUCUGUUAGAUUCAUAUGAUAGCAAAAAUUAAUGCUUUGAACAAAAAACAAAACUAAUUUCAUGAUUUGUAUUUCAUGGUAUGUGGUAUAUAAAAACUAUUUAUCUUUCUAAAAUAUAAUGAAAAGUAUGUGAGGAGGAAGAUUCUUUCCCUUAUAUCAAAACAAAAUCGCAAUAAUCAUUCCAUACGGAGUCAAAUCAUGUUUAAAAAAGUUUAUAUUUCGGAUUUCAUUUUCCUAAAGGAAAAAAAAUGCGACGUCACUAACACCACAAGUGAUAAUCAUUUUAUCACGAAAAUUAUGAUAAAAUUUAGUAAAACACAAAUUACUCCUUUACCUGCAAAGUUCACAUCCGAAUUCGACGAAACUACCGAAGAUUGAUUGAUAAUUCUAUCCUUAUUUCAUAUUAAUUUGUUUAAGUGUGGAAUUGGCCUGGAAUGUGGGGCGCCCUCCACCCCCCCCCCCCCCUAUAUAUGAUUUGUCAAGUCUAGUGAAAAUGGGACAAAAGGAGAAAGAAAAGUGUCGGAAAGGAAGGGAAAAUAAGGAAAGAAAUAAUUAUUAAACAUGAGGAACCUUGGUCGCAUAAUUGGGCCCAUGUUGUGGACUAGAUUUGCGUCACAUGUAGCGGGGCGUUUCAUAAACUUGUUAUUGUAACAAAUUUGCAAUAAAAGUUUAAAGCUACUGAAAUCAUUCAAUUUGAUUGGCUAAUAGUAAAUUUCUAAUAUAAAUUGUGCAUUUGUUAAUAUAACAAAUCUUCAUGAAACGGGGCUCCGGUCGACUUAUCCAGCAAAAUUUCAGCUUUGAAGUAUUAUCAUUGUUGAAAAUUUUGUCAUGGAGAAUUUUCAUUCUUAUGCACUGUAUCAUAAUUGCGGAUGUUUUUUUUUAACAAUAAAUCAGGGUUAUAAAAAGUAGGGCUAAUAUUUGAAGUCAAAGUGCAUAUUGGUAUAGAUUGAUAUAUAUACAUGUAUUUUUCUUCUGUACACUUCGCAACAAAUAAAAAUUGACCAUGAUUGCCUAUAAUAUAUAUAUUGUGUUAAUUUUAUCAAGUGCAGUAAUAAAGAAACUAUUUUAUCACUUA